Messenger RNA from Punica granatum (pomegranate), 964 nucleotides. Lineage: Eukaryota; Viridiplantae; Streptophyta; Magnoliopsida; Myrtales; Lythraceae. The record is from RefSeq and is a predicted model, not a curated record.
GUCGACAUUUAUAGGGAGAGGACGGUCCCAUCCCGUCCCCGUCGUCCUCAAUCAAUCCCAAUUUGUCGCCUUAUGAUCUCAUAUUCGCCAUUGAUUAUCAGCUCCGACGCCCCAAUACAGUACUCUCAGAAGAACCCUAGAAAACGCCCUCCCCCCUUGCAUCCCCUAGCUCCGCGGUGUGCGGGGCCGUUCGAUCCUCUCGACUCGAUCAUCGUGGCCGGCGCGCACCGACCCACCCCUAAGACAGUGGCAGCAGCGGGGGUGAGUCGGUGAUUGAGUCAUACAAGACCCAAUGGAUCUUGAUCUAAGGGGUUGUGAGAAACUCCUUUGGUGGUUUCCUUCACUCGCAUAUGGCAGAGUUGGUCGGGCCGAGGUUGUAUAGUUGUUGCAACUGCCGUAACAAUGUUGCUCUCCACGAUGAUGUCAUAUCUAAAUCGUUUCAGGGGAGGAAUGGUCGGGCUUUCCUAUUCUCCCAUGCAAUGAACGUAAUGGUCGGGCCAAAGGAGGACAGGCAGCUCAUGACAGGCCUUCACACAGUUGCUGACGUUUACUGCAGCGAUUGUAACGAGGUCUUGGGCUGGAAGUACGAGAGGGCAUACGAGGAAACGCAGAAGUACAAGGAAGGGAAGUUCAUCCUUGAGAUGUCAAAGAUAGUGAGGGAGAAUUGGUAGCAGUAAAAAUGCUGUUAUUGGAGUUUCUUUGGGUGUUUGUUGGCUUCGGUGCUUCAAAGCCUCGAUAUUGUGCUCAAGAGGUGAAAGAGUAACUGUCAUUGCCUCCCGUGUGCUCUUUGUUUUCGAAUGUAAAUCUGUAUCCAAUUGAAUUGGAUGUGUUUAUAGAUUCCUGUACAGAUUCAUCUAGCACUUUCCUAUUCUCCAUGCUGCUGUUCUUGGAGUCUGUUCGAUGGCACGUCGUGCUAUGGAACGGGAUUAAUAUACGAAUUACAAUAAACAGAGAUUCCUCUGCA